Molecule: messenger RNA, 1609 nt
Organism: Daucus carota subsp. sativus
Lineage: Eukaryota; Viridiplantae; Streptophyta; Magnoliopsida; Apiales; Apiaceae
Exons: 6
Coding region: 84-1403 (439 amino acids)
Molecular function (GO): lipid binding
Source: RefSeq, a predicted model, not a curated record
UCUCCAAAUUCAUCCUCCCCCAUCUCUCUCCCAACACAAGAACAUCACACCCCGAGAGAGAUCAACAUCAAAAAAUAAUAAAAAUGUCGAGUUACAUAAAAAACGUGAUAAAUUUUGUGAAAAAGCCAGCGAUAAUGCAUGUAGUGCUGGACAUAAUAAUAUGCUCAGUUCCUCUAUGGGCAGCUACAUUGAUCGGGCUCAUGAUUGAUUGGGACUGGAGUCCUAGCUGGACCACUUUGGUUUAUGUAGCCAUUCGCCGCAAGUUUAAACUCUUCUGGAACUUUCCAUCACUUACAGCUCUUAUACCUCGUAGGCUUUGGAUUGCCUUCACUGCUCUCUCCGUUGUCUCACUUGCCACCAGGUUUUGGUCUAGUUCUCAGCUUCAGGAGCUCAUGGACUGGGUUGAUGCUCUGGCUGGCGAUUGGGAUGAGUCCGGGGAGACUACUCAUGCCGCGAUGAGGAUCACCACUGGUGCCUCGAGUAGAGAAAAUGUUGCUGUUGAUGAGAAUGAUUUAGAACACCUUUUGCAUAUUAUAAAUGGAAAAGGUGGGCAGAUGAAUUGGCAACAUCUGAUGGAUCGUUCCACAUCAAACAUGGCAUAUCAAGCCUGGUUCCAUGAUCCAGAGACGGGUCCUGUAAUUUACAAAAGCAAAACUUUGCUUGAGGAUGCGACUCCAGAGAUACUUAGAGAUUUCUUCUGGGAUGAUGAAUUUCGACCUAAAUGGGAUCCUAUGCUGGCGUACUUCAAGAUGGUUGAGGAAUGCCCUAAUACAGGAACAACAAUUGUCCACUGGAUAAAAAAAUUUCCAUUUUUUUGCAGUGAUCGGGAAUACGUCAUUGGUCGAAGAAUAUGGGAAGCUGGGAAGACAUUUUAUUGUGUGACCAAGACGGUUCAAUAUCCAGCAUUGCUGAGGCGUAACAAGCCUAGGCGUGUCGAUACUUACUUUUCAAGCUGGGUUAUCAAGCCUGUGCAAUCCCACAAAUCAGAUGAAAAGACUGCAUGUGAGGUGACUCUUGUACAUUAUGAGGAUAUGGGAAUUCCGAAGGAUGUUGCAAAACUGGGUGUUCGCCAUGGGAUGUGGGGAACUGUUAAGAAGAUGAAUGGUGGCUUCAGAGCAUACCAGCUAGCUAGGAAAUCUGAAGCACCGAUAUCCAGAAGCGCAUUAGUAGCAAGAAACACUACAGAGAUUAAUCCCGAAGAAAAUGCUGAUUUGUUAUCAGAGUUGAUCUGUGGAGACAACGAGACAAGUGGUGCUUUAAAUGUUCAGGGCAGAGAGCAGAAUGCAAUAGAUUGGAAACUGUUAGUUAUUGCUGGAACUGUGGCACUUGCAUAUGGACUUCAUCGAGGACUGAUCAGUAAAACCUUUCUAGUCGGAGCUGGAAAAAGAAUUGCUCGCAUGUGACAAGCUGGGAAUCGAUGAGACAGUGAAGAGUUUGUAUCUUCCCUGCUGUAUCGGAAAGAAUGUCUUCUGUAAUGUAUGUUAUACUGUGCAUCUAGGUAGCUGAGAAGAUCAAACUGAACCAAAAACACUGUUAUGUAUGUUAAAUUAGCACAUAAUGGACCUGUGUAGCCUGGAAUGAGUUACUAAAAGGCUGAGUUGAUUUGUUC